Patella vulgata (common limpet) is the source of this 801-nucleotide messenger RNA. Its product is annotated as DNA damage-regulated autophagy modulator protein 2. The record is from RefSeq and is a predicted model, not a curated record. NCBI's taxonomy places the organism in Eukaryota, Metazoa, Mollusca, Gastropoda, Patellidae. Bases 43 to 801 code for a protein of 252 amino acids. The transcript is spliced from 7 exons.
GUGACAUAUCGAGGUCAUUUUAUCGUUAUCGCCUUGACUAUCAUGUUUCCAUUGACUUGUAUUAUAUCUUAUACAAUGGCGGUUCUGUUGGGUCAUGUCAACGCAUGGUUUCCAUAUAUCAGUGAUACAGGUACGAGGCCGCCUGAAAGUUGUGUUUUUGGUUUUCUACUGGGUAUUUAUGCAUUAAUUUGUGCUAAAGUCGUCCAUCUUAGAUAUCGACAAGUAUCUAUAUAUUAUACCGACAGUAAUAGGAAUGCUUUACUUAUAACGAAUAAAGUUGGUUUAUUUAUUGGUUGGUCAGCUGCUCUAGGCAUUUACCUUGUCGCAAACUUUCAGGAAACAAAUGUGCUUGCAGUUCAUUUAGUCGGGGCGUUUCUAGCCUUCAUGGUAGGCUGUGUGUACAUGUGGGUGCAAACAAUUAUUUCUUAUAGAACGAGUCUACUACCAGGACAUAGUCACAAUUAUACCAGACUGCGGUUGUUUUUAACCGUAUUAAAUACUCUUGGAAUCAUAGUCUUUUUAGUUUUUGCUACGAUAGCCAGUGGUAAGAAACCAAAGGAUGAUCAACAUUGGGGACCCGGAUCAAAUGGCUUCACAGAGCAUGUGGUGUCAACUUUAUUGGAAUGGGUCGUAGCCUUUAUAGCAACCGGAUAUUUCUUAACAUUUGCCAAAGAAUUUCACAAAUUUGAACUUCAAGAAGCGAAAUUGAAUUUCUUGGAAUCUGGGAGUAAUUUUGAAUUAGGGGGUAAAUCCACGGAAGAGAUACCCCCAGUGACUAUAAAUGGAAUAGAAAAUUACUGA